This is a messenger RNA of Temnothorax curvispinosus, 5682 nucleotides long. Its product is annotated as ubiquitin-conjugating enzyme E2 J1-like. The record is from RefSeq and is a predicted model, not a curated record. The transcript has 6 exons. NCBI's taxonomy places the organism in Eukaryota, Metazoa, Arthropoda, Insecta, Hymenoptera, Formicidae.
CUUGUUAUUAUUUAUUUAAUUAUAAACGGAUACUUUGUAAAGUUUUAAUUCUCUCAAAGAGUCUUCGCGAUAUUUUUAAAGGCACAAAGUAAAAGACGACAUUUAAAUUAAAAGAAAAAUCGACUUUAAGCUCCUCAAAGAGUCUGUUGAUGAAAUAAUUUGUCGUGUAAAUUGCGCAACGCUCUGUAUAUACAAACACACGCAUAAUUAGAUAUUAUAUAUAUAUACCCAAAGCUUGUAUUUCCUGCGUUCGUUCGUGUAAAGCCUCAUUUCGUCACACACACACAACACACACACAUAUUUAUGAUAAGUAAACCGUUUAAGCGGCGUCUCAUUAUCGUAACAGAAUCGUUUAACUUCGAAAGCGUCUUUCAGGGGAGAAGCUCGCGCUUUUGUGCAGCUGAGCGUGAUCUGCUGUAAUAGUCCUUCGUUUCCUUCUUCUUCUCUUUGUUUUCUUUUGCAAGCGACUGAACUAAAGUGCUGUGUGUGAUUCCUCGUGGCUACGUUGCGUUCUAUACGCGAACUCGAUGUGGCGCGUACCUUCAUUACGUAUCCCUUGGCUCUUACGUUUAGCGUGGAAUUAGACAUAAUUUCGUUUGGCGAGUAAAAAUCUUAUCAGAUUCCGAGCGCGACGAUUCUCGUUUUAUCACGGAUCUCGCGCAAAUCUGAAAACAAAGACUCGCGAUAAUUUCCCCGAUUGUAAAUGUAAUUCAAAACGAUUCGCCGGGAAAUUUGCAUUUCUUUCCUUUAUCACCCGAAUACAUCGCGUCUUCGCGAUCCUUAUCGCCGAGAUUGAAUUUUACCGAGCUUCUGUAAACGGAUUUUCCAAUCUUAUCGUUCUCAUUUUCCUCCUCUCGUCGGCGAGAAUCGUCGAGGAGAGAACGGAAACGAGAAGAGAAUAGAAUUUUCGAAAAUUACCCUCUCGAGUCGCAUCGAACGCAACUUAAUCGAGUUUCACCGAGAGACAAUUUUAUGUACCUGUUACGACUGAUUAUUAUCGUGUUGUACAUCGCUAAGGAACAGUGAGAGAGAGAAUACGUGUACAUGUAUGUACAUACACAUGCCCGCGCGCGCGCGUAUGUAUAUAUAUCUAUAUAGUAUAUUACCGUAAUGUUAUACGGAUUGUUUUGUAAACUAUCGUUAUACAUCAUUGGCUGCUUGUUACCGACGGCUUUUGCGAUCGGCUGAUAAACACAUCGCUGAACCAUAUGUACAUAUCGAGUUCUAAGAAGGGCACGCGGGGAGCGUGCGUACGGGAGAAGGGUCAGUUGCACCACGAGUUAGCACAUUUUUUAAUAGAGAUACUCGGAUUAGAGAUCCACACUGGAGAGACUCCUCGCUUCCUUUUCACCGCGAUAAGAAGAUACAUGUAAAAGAGCGAAAUUCGAUCGCGCGAAUUGUUUUUGUCAACGAUACCUCGACCCUUGCUCGGUCAAACUUCGGAUAAGUCAACCCUGGUGAAAAAAUGUCUCAGAAUUUCUAUAAAAAAUUUCCUCAAAAUGUGCUCGGAAUUUUUCAGAUUUUUUUAUACGAAUUGGAACGUUUUCCAGAAACACUCAAACAAAGUACUAAUGAAAUAUUGCAGAUUUUUCCCGUCAACACAUUUUUGUGGAAAUAAAUAUAUCUGCGCAAUCGAUCAGAAAUAUUUUAGUACCCAUAUGAAAUACAUACGGGUACUGGAAUAUUCUGAAAGUCUUUCAUCCAAUAAUCUUUCUGAAAGUAUCUAUAUAUAUUUUUGUUUAGAGUUAUUCACAGGUUUAUAUUCUCAAAAAAUUUCUGAGAAAAUAUGAGAAUUUUUUUUCACCAGGGAAAUGCAGGAGAGAUUGGAGAGAUUUAAUUAAUUGCGAUUAACGCUAACUGACAUUGGUACAACGGGCCUACAUCGUACGAACGCAUCGUGGGCCGAAUUAUUUAAAUUUAAGGCGUGCAACGUUCGCCUGCAUAUCACUCGCACGAUUGUUUUUUUUUUUUUUGCAAAUGAUGCGCGGAAGAUAGAUACCUUGAUGCUCCUUUAACGAACUAAAAAUUAUAAUAAAAAAAACGAAAAAGCGUAUCUCGAGAGAGAUGUACGAAGGGACCCGAUGUCUUGUAGGUACAUUAACGUCGCCGUUAACGUAUUCUAUUGAGAAAUUCCCUUGUCCUGUCAUAUAAACUCCAACAUUUCGGUUAUUCGAUCGAGAAGCUCGAGUGUAGGAUUAUUUCUCACAAAUAUUAAAUUAUUCUCAUCUCUUUCUCUUUCUCUCUCUUUCUCGCUUUCUCUCCAUUCUUUUUCCAAUUAUUUCGCGCGGCAAUAUCUGCGAAGCACGGCGUGAUCGCAUUUCCCUAUUUAAUAACUGUACCUGUCUAAAGCGUGUCGUUUAAUUAAAUCUAUUUUCUACGCUCUGUGCCAGCGUCGUGUUUGGCGUUUUACAUGACAGAUAAGGUCCCGGAAAUCGCGUGUGAAAAAACGCGGCACGUUGCCGCCCCGGGAUACGACCGGGCCGCAAGAAGGAGGAAAACACAUUGGAGAUUGCGCGACACUUUAACUCUUUUCCAAACAAAAAAAAAAGAAAUAUGUAGCCUUAGAACUCCGUUUCUCUCGUUCCUUUCACGCGAGCGUCGCCCGAUGGAUGUGACGUCGUAUCUUCUUGAGGAUGAAAAAAAAACCGUACAGAAAAUAUAAUAAAUGCAUCGGAAAUAUGUGCGUAUGUGUGUAUGUGUGUGCCUCCCAUCCAAUUUUGCAGAUCUAAAAGGAGCCGGGGAUUCGUGUUUCGCCCAUUUUUUGCGUAACGGAGAAGAUCGCAAGAAUUAAAGAGACUCAUUAAAACUCGUUUUUAAUGAUCGCCGUAGAAAAAGUUGACGAAUUAUAAAUUGAUUGCACAUUAAAACCUGUCGGCCUUCUUCAAGCGGAGGUACACUCCGGACGAAACGCUUCUCCGCUGAAGAAAGUUACGACCGUGAGAAUAACGCUUCCCAAUAAAAGUUGCCUUCCGACUCGUAAUUUGCCGUAUAAUUAUCUUUUCGUAAUACACGCCGAGAAAUGCUUGCGGUAAGUAACUACUAAGGACAUUCAAAAUAUCCAAAAUCCGAGAGCCUUCGAGUAAUAAAACCAAAGCCUAACGCGUCGAAAAUGCUAUCACGACGCAUUGAUCUCCAGAUUUUAUUUUACGAAGCGAAUCUUUCGCGAAGAAGUCUUAGAAAUUCGGGAAAUUUGGGAGAGAGGUGUACUUUUUCAGUUCGUUCGUCACGCGUUGUUUUAGAUUGAUUGCUAUAUCAUAAAAUGAAAGAAAAAGAGAGAGAGAUAGGAUCAAGGAGAUGAUCCUUGGAGCACAUCCAUCCGGGCGACGUCCGUCAGCAAGAGCCGCGAUGAGAGCCGUAGUCUCGGACUUAAAUAAUUCUCGCGGCGUUCGAGAAAUGGCAUUCAACGACGAUGGAAGAGAACUGUACAUACACACGUGCGUUUAUUAUUACCUACUUACUACUACGAGACUUACUUCUAAGAUCUUUUGGCUAAAAUACUUUAUAAAAGCGAGACUCUCUUGCGCAUGGAGAACGAUAUAUAAAAAUGAAAAAGAGCGAGGUCACUGCAUCGCAUUGUUUAGCGCCAUUGUGACUCUAUCCCCUUCUUAAAAGAAUAAGCAUGUACACAUAUGUGCAUGAACACGUACGCAUAUAUGUAUAUACUUAUUGUAUUUGUUUAUACAUAUAUAUAUAUACAUGACACGCGCGUAUAUAAGACGCAUCGGUACUAUUAUUAUCAUUAUUAUGGUUACACGGUUCUUAUCAUUAUUGAUAUCGUCUUCACUAUUAUAAUUAUCAUUGUCGUGUGAAGAGAGAAUACGAUGAGUAAUUAUUAUAUAAACAAAAAAUAAAUGAAAGGAAACUCUUACUUAUACAUAUAAUUAUAAAUACGUCAUGACGAUAUAUUCGUAAAAACGAUUAAUUAUUACGGUAAACGUAACGACAUUAUUAUUACUAUUAUAAAUAACACCCUAUUCCCCCAUCUGUUGUGAAUGUUUACGUUGUUUUAUGAUAUUUAGAAUAUUCUAAAAAUAAAGUCUAUAAUUUCCACGAACUCGUGUCGUUCAAAACACAUUUCCCAAAAUAUUCCACAGGGAUCCGGUGCCGCAGAGGCGAUAAAUAGAAGCGGCGCGAGCGCGGCGAUUGUUCACCGCACCACACGUCACGUCACGUCACGUCACGUUGCUCACGCCUCGCCUCGCCUCGCCUCGCCAUCGGUCUUCACAUCGGGACUGUCAACUGUCAAGGAGUCCUCCGUCGACGGCGCCGAAAAACCGUCCUCCGGGGAGAAUUGGCGUGCGUGCGUGCGCGUGGACCCAGGAAUAUGUGACGCGCGGGACCGGAACGCAACGCGCGUUAUCGGUCAGUGCGUCGGUGGGAUCAGUGGAGAGACGAGAGGCCCCGUCGUUCCGCGUCGCUCCUCCGUGACGCGUAUUUCCCGUGCACGGCUGCUUCGACGUGCCCGCGCCCCCGACGAGGGAAGCUGCCGCCCGAAGAUGUCAUUCGAGGGGAAGUACAACGCGAAGAGCCCGGCGGUGAAGAGGUUAAUGAGGGAGGCACAAGAGCUGCACGAGGCUACCGAAGAGUAUUAUGCGUCUCCUCUCGAGGACAACCUGUUCGAGUGGCAUUUCACGGUGCAAGGGCCACCGUCCACGGACUUCGAGGGUGGCGUUUAUCAUGGGAGGAUCUUGCUACCGCCGGAGUACCCUAUGAAGCCACCAAAUAUCAUCCUGUUGACACCAAAUGGACGUUUUGAAAUAAACAAGAAGAUAUGCCUGAGCAUCUCCGGCCAUCAUCCUGAAACGUGGCAACCGUCGUGGAGUAUUAGAACAGCGUUGCUGGCUCUGAUAGCUUUCAUGCCCACGCCUGGAAGCGGCACGAUCGGCGCAUUGGAUUACAGCACGGAGGAACGGCAAAAGCUUGCUAAAAAAUCGCUGACCUGGCAGUGCGAUACGUGUGGUAAAGUCGUGAGUUUGUUGUCCAAGAACUCGGUUAAGAAACCCAUCACCGAGGAGGAGCAAACCAUGCUGAAAACAAUUGCUCUCAAAGCUGACGAUUCACCUACGUCGGAAGUAUCAUUCACGAAUAAUAUGGAAAAUGUGUCCGAGAGCGAGGUGCGGCAUCGUAACGUGGAACCGAUUCCGACAGAAAAUGCAGACCGUCAACAACCUGAGAUUAUUCUAAAUCGCGUAGAGACAAUGUCCUCUUCGAACGAUUUAUUUUGGAGUAUUCUUAUCGCUUCUUUAGUAUCCGCAAUUAUUUUGUUGAUUUUACGGCGAUUAUUUCUUGUUUAACUUAUUUGUUUUUUGCGAAAUACGGAAACAUGGCAUGAAAACAGUAAAUUUUAUACACGUUUUAUGAAUAUCAUUUUUAAGCUUACAAAGAAAAUAAUCGUGUUCAUAUUGUUGAAUGAAUACUGCGAACCAUCUGAUUUUUCAUGAAAACGUGUAUAAUACAUGACGAAAGUACAUGCAUUAGUAUAUAUUAGUACAUCCAUAUUGUUCUUACAAGCAUUUGACUUAUACCUCCCACAUAUAAUUUCAUUACUGAAAUGAGAAGUUAAAAUAAAUGAAUUUUCAAUUCGAUCAUUAAAUUACACGUACUAGUCGCUUGCUUUUGUUAACGAUAUAGUAUUGAAAAAUAAAUUAUUAUUUAUCCAACAUUUAUCAUAUAUUUUAUUUU